Molecule: messenger RNA, 3236 nt
Organism: Oncorhynchus gorbuscha (pink salmon)
Lineage: Eukaryota; Metazoa; Chordata; Actinopteri; Salmoniformes; Salmonidae
Product: NGFI-A-binding protein 1-like
Exons: 8
Coding region: 190-1827 (545 amino acids)
Biological process (GO): negative regulation of DNA-templated transcription
Cellular component (GO): nucleus
Molecular function (GO): transcription factor binding; transcription coregulator activity
Source: RefSeq, a predicted model, not a curated record
GUAGCGAGGGAGGAGCAGCCCAACAGUAGGGGAGUUGGGUGGAACGUAUACUUAGCAGGUCCUUUAUUCUAAACCUCUAUUUCACGUACUCAUAAUUAGUUUUCUCGCCGUGAGAGAACGGAGAAGUGAAGAACGGAACGAGAGGUUGGAUGAGCGGCGUGAAGAGUUCUGCAGUGUGUUCUGUCAGGGAUGGCGGCGGUGUUACCCAGGACCCUUGGGGAGCUCCAGCUCUACAGGAUCCUCCAGAGGGCCAACCUGCUGUCUUACUACGGGGCCUUCAUCCAGCAGGGUGGCGACGACGUGCAGCAGCUGUGUGAGGCGGCCGAGGAGGAGUUCCUGGAGAUCAUGGCCCUGGUGGGCAUGGCCAGCAAGCCCCUCCAUGUUAGGAGGCUCCAGAAGGCCCUGCGAGACUGGGUCACCAACCCGGCCCUGUUCAACCAGCCCCUAGCCUCUCUCCCUGUCUGCAGCAUCCCCGUCUACAAGCUGGAAGCUAACGGUAAUUCUAAGGCUAGCGCCCACGUCACGGUGCCCGCUCUCUCACCGGCGGCGGAAUGUGUGGGGCCGUCAGGGGUGGGGGGCGAGGGACGAGGAUGUACGGCCUCUGGGUCUCCAGUGCAGAUUGGCAGCGAACCUCGUUUCUGGGGCUCCUUGUCCUCUCGCGGCGGGGGAGGGGGAGCGGAGAGCGAGCGAAGCCUGUCCCCUGCUGAGAUGACCCUGGGUCUGGGUUCUCCCUCGCCGCCGUCCCCACGCGGAGAGGAGGUACUAGAUGCCGCAGCGUUGAGGUCGCUGGCAGAGUGCGUGGAACGGCUGGCCCAGGCGCUGCCCCGGAGCGACCCGUCCGAGGUGAAGGAGGGGCUGCGGGGUAACAAGAAGCUGUCCAAGGUGAUCUGCCACAUCCUGGACAUGGAGGAGGAGGACCCGAGGAGGGAAGAAGAGAUACGCAAGUACAGCGCAAUCUACGGACGCUUUGACUCCAAGAGGAAGGAUGGCAAGCACUUCACACUUCACGAGCUGACAGUGAAUGAGGCAGCAGCUCAGUUGUGUAUGAAGGAGGUCUCCCUGCUGACCAGGCGAGAAGAGUUGUUUGGUCUGGCUAGACAGGUCUCUCGCGAGGUCACCUACAAGUACACCUACAGGACUAGCAAGUCUCGAUGUUGUGACAGAGAUGAUCCUUCUCACAAGAUGAUCAAAACAGAGGAGGGCUUCUUCGACCUCCAGGAAGCCCUGCAAUCAAUCCACAUGAGAAGGGUGGCCCUGAGAGAGCAGCUGGCCACAGCCAAGUCUAAAGGAGAGGAGACUAUGGGGCGCUGCAUCCAGCUGCAGCUGGAGCGUCUGCUGACCAGACAGAUGGAGAUCCAUCACGAAGCGCAGGCCCAGGACAGACUGCAGGCCCAGGACAGACUGCAGGCCCAGGACAGACUGCAGGCCCAGGACAGACUGCAGGCCCAGGACAGACUGCAGGCCCAGGACAGACUGCAGGCUCUGGAGUGGAAGGUCCCUCUGGGGGCCUUCAGGUUGAAUCACAACACUAACCCAGAACACCGUCACCAUGUCAACAGAGUCUCCACUGAUAGCACCAGUCUACCGCCAGGGGAGAGGCCACGGAACCUGCAGGUGGAGGGUCAAAAGUCGAAUGGAGACACACCCCUGGGGAAACAACUAGCCAAUGAGCUGAAGAGGCAUCACGGCAACAGGGAGGGAAAGACCCCGCCCACGAGUCACCAUAGCAAUGUCAAGUGCAAAACUCUGACCAUAGAAAAUGGGAACGGGGCUGACUUCUCCCAAGGGGCUCUCAGCCUUUCUGACAAGAAGACCAUCAAAUCAUAGCCAGAGGAUUCCAGAUAGCACCUCAUCUCCUCCUCCUCUUCCUCCUUGCGCAUCCCUCUUUCACAACACAGUCGUCGUUGGGCAAUACUAAACAAGCACAGCUGCAUUAGAGCCUUAACAACCAAUGUUGCCUCAAGAUAAGGGAUUUUACAUGUAGUUUCUUUUUUGCCAAAGCACCUAGAGAGCCUUUAUUUCUCUCAUUUUUUUGUAUUUUCACUGACUGUGUUGAUUCCCCCUCCCUUCCCUACUCUACCGUUCUCCUUUCUUACUUUCAAGACUGACGGCGAGGGGUCUGUAGAUGUAUUUGUACAUACAGAAUUCUGACACUGAAAAGUGUUUAUUUGUCGUUGAUGUCGUUGAUGCUGUGUAAAAUUAGGACAUCAGUUACCAGGACAACACUAGAAGUUCCACCGACUUUGAGUCAACCAGGAUUUGGCUCAGAAAAGUCUUAUUUAUGUUGACAAAGUGCCAGGUUACCAUGGUGUUACCAUGGUGUUGCCAUGGGUUGACUCAACCAAGGUUCUAAUGGUGAUUUUAAAAAAAAACUUAGAGGCUUUCAUUUAUGACACAAACUUAAAUAUUUAUUACAAUUCAGUGAGAGCCUUCAUUUGGAAUUUACAUAUGGGACGACAACAACAUUUAAAUUUUUACCUUUAUUUAACUAGGCAAGUCAGUUAAGAACAAAUUCGUAUGUUCAAUGAUGGCCUAGGAACAGUGGGUUAACUGCCUUGUUCAGGGGCAGAACGACAGAUUUUUACCUUGUCAGCUCAGGGAUUUGAUCUUGCAACUUUUCGGUUACUAGUCCAACGCUCUAACCACUAGGAUACCCUGCCGCCCCAACAUAUGGGACGACAACAACAUACGGGAUGACAACCUGUGGGACAACAAAGUACCAUAUUUGUAUAUUAUUGCAAGACAGUUUUCUGUGAUAACAUUGAGUGUGUAUGAUAGCCAUCAAGAAUAAGCACAAGUAGGGAUUUUCAUGACAAGGGCCUCAGAGGCCAUAUAAAUGGAGACGUUGACGUACUCUGUCUUACUAAACGGAAGGGAAAUCCUAGAAGUAGUAGUCAACUACAAAACAGUAAUAACAGGGUUUACAUCCCACCUUCUCACUUUAACUAGUACAAAACCAAGUGUGUAUAAGUAGAGCAACACAGACAAUGUGUUGUUGAGAAACCCAGUGUCAAUGUCUCGUUUUCCCAGUUUUGGGGAUCGUGGUUACUGUGCAGUAGUUCUAUUUCCUGUUGGCUAGCGUUAGCCAUAGUCUUAGUUCCCCUCAAGAUGACCUCAAACAGAUACAGUUGAAGUCAGAAGUUUACAUACACUUAGGUUGGAGUCAUUAAAAUGUGUUUAUCAACCACUCCACAAAUUUCUUGUUAACAAACUAUAGUUUUGGCAAGUCGGUUAGG